CUUGUCUUACACAACCUGAUAGACCCAGAAAGAUCAUGGCGGCUCUAAGGUGGUUUGUUCACUCAGCAUGCCAUGUCUUAGGGUACAACCAGCAGGGAGAGGAGAAGGUGAAGGUCGUAGGGAUAGAGAGGUUGAAGGAGAAGAGGGUUAAUGGAGGGUGCUGUUCGGAGUUCCAAAUGCCUCUGCAUUAUCCAAGAUACAGUAAGAGUGAGUACGAGAAGAUGGAGGAGUGGAAGGUGGAUCUGCUUCUCAGAGAGUAUGGACUCAGCUUUAAUGGCAGCCUUGAUGAGAAGAGAGCUUUUGCAAUGGGAGCAUUUUUGUGGCCUGAUCAGUACUGAAGAUGUCAUUAAUCAUUAUGGUUAGCUAUCUAAUUAGUAUCUUAUAUAUAUAUAUAUAUGUAUGUAUGUAUAUUCUCCAGGGCAAUAACAUGGUCUAUACAUUUACAUAUAUAGAGUUGUGUAUGUAUGGGAUGAUUGUCCUUUGUGAUGUUACAAGUUUUGUAGUUAAUUAGAUUCAAUGUUAUGCACUAUACAAAACGAGAACCUUAAAUGUUACAAUUUA
Messenger RNA from Carica papaya (papaya), 561 nucleotides. The record is from RefSeq and is a predicted model, not a curated record. NCBI's taxonomy places the organism in Eukaryota, Viridiplantae, Streptophyta, Magnoliopsida, Brassicales, Caricaceae.